Messenger RNA from Ricinus communis (castor bean), 1124 nucleotides. RefSeq names its product receptor-like cytoplasmic kinase 176. Gene Ontology annotation, molecular function: ATP binding; protein kinase activity. Gene Ontology annotation, biological process: protein phosphorylation. The record is from RefSeq and is a predicted model, not a curated record. The transcript has 5 exons. The coding region runs from base 122 to 1027 and encodes 301 amino acids. NCBI's taxonomy places the organism in Eukaryota, Viridiplantae, Streptophyta, Magnoliopsida, Malpighiales, Euphorbiaceae.
UCCAAAAUAUAUUACACGUGGUACGAUUUAUGUAAAUGGAUCAACUACUGAAACAGUGGGUGAGAUCUUGCAGUCUCCCGAGUUGAAGAUAUUUAACUUUGCUGAACUAAAAGCAGCUACAAUGGACUUCAGUCAGGAAAAUAUUUUGGCUUCAGGAGGCUUUGGUAAAAUGUACAAGGGGUGGAUCGAUACAGAAUCAUUAAAAGCUGCCUCCCCUGACAAAGGCAUGAUAGUUGCUGUGAAAAUAUUUAACCAAAAUGGGAGUCAAGGUCUCCAAGAAUGGGUGGCAGAAGUCAAGUACCUAGGCCAGCUAUCUCAUCCAAAUAUUGUGAAAUUGAUUGGUUACUGCACAGAGAAGGAUAAUUGGCUUCUGGUGUACGAGUAUAUGCCUAACCACAGCUUGAAGAAUCAUAUAUUUCCAAGUGCUUAUUCUGCUUCUAACAAUCAACCACUUAGUUGGGAUCUCCGUAUAAAAGUUGCCCUUGGUGCUGCCAGGGGUUUAACAUUUCUUCAUGACCAGGCAAAUGUGAUCUUUCGAGAUUUUAAUACAUCUGCAAUUUCACUUGAUCGCAACUUUGAUGCCAAACUUGCUUGUUUUGGGUUGGCAAAGGAUGGACCUAUAGAUGGAAAAACUCAUGUUACUACAAGGGUAAUGGGUACGGAAUGGUAUUUAGCCCCUGAAUACAGCAUUACAGGUCAUCUAACCAAAAGGGGUGAUGUGUAUAGCUUCGGAGUUGUCUUUCUUGAAAUGUUAACCGGCAGGCGAGCCAUGGAAACAGACAAAGAAUCACCAGAGAGAAGUCUAGUUGAAUGGGCAACACCUUACCUUAAAAACAAACGUAGGAUUUUUGGGGUUCUGGAUCCUUGUCUUAAAGGCAAAUCAUGUGAUAUGCAGAAAGCUGCUGAACUUGCAAUGCAAUGCUUGUCGUCAGAACCAAAGCAGAGGCCAAUAAUGGAAGAAGUUGUCAAAGCUUUAGAAGAACUUCACCACAACAUUGUCCCUGUAAAGGCAAAACUUGAGAGAUAACAAGUUUCACUUAUGAAAUUACUGGAAUCAAGCAUAAAGCCAUGUAAAUGAAUUGAUUGUUUUCUUUUCCAAAUAAAUUUGGUUAACAAAUGUCUAU